Labrus mixtus (cuckoo wrasse) is the source of this 1123-nucleotide messenger RNA. RefSeq names its product deoxycytidine kinase (gene dck). Lineage: Eukaryota; Metazoa; Chordata; Actinopteri; Labriformes; Labridae. Gene Ontology annotation, cellular component: mitochondrion; cytoplasm. The transcript has 7 exons. Gene Ontology annotation, molecular function: ATP binding; deoxycytidine kinase activity. The record is from RefSeq and is a predicted model, not a curated record. Bases 118 to 921 code for a protein of 267 amino acids. Gene Ontology annotation, biological process: nucleobase-containing compound metabolic process.
CGCCAAACUUUAAAAAACAACAGACAGGGCGCCUUCAGCAUCCACACAGCUGCAGCUCUCACUUUAAUCAAGAAGGAAGAACUUUUUUUAUUCACUAGAAAGAAGAAAAAAAAAAACAUGUCUCCUAUUCCGAAGAGAGCCUGCCCCGACUCAGUGGACGAGUCCAUGAACGACUCGAUGGAGAAGAGGAUAAAGAGGAUAUCUGUGGAGGGAAAUAUCGCGGCCGGCAAAUCCACCUUUGUGCGCCUUCUGGAGCAGCAGAGCCCGGACUGGGAGGUGGUACCAGAGCCGAUCGCAAGGUGGUGCAAUGUCCAAACAAAAGGAAGUGACUUUGAGGAGCUGACCACGUCUCAGAGGAGCGGAGGGAACAUCCUGCAGAAGAUGUACGAGAAGCCCGAGAGGUGGGCGUACACCUUCCAGAGCUACGCCUGCAUCAGCCGCGUCCGCGCCCAGAUGCGAUCGGCCAACGGGAAGCUCCGAGAGGCCGAGAAUCCCGUGCAGUUCUUCGAGCGCUCCAUCUACAGCGACAGGUACAUCUUUGCAGCAAACCUCUACGAGAGCGAGUGUCUGAGCGACACAGAGUGGUCCAUCUAUCAGGACUGGCACGGCUGGCUGCACAGCCAAUUCGGCAAGAACAUCGAGCUGGACGGUAUCAUCUACCUGAGAGCUUCACCUGAGAAAUGUUUAGAGCGUCUGCACCUGAGAGGCAGAGAGGAGGAGCAGGACAUUCCUCUGGAGUAUCUGGAGAAGCUGCAUUUUAAACACGAGAGCUGGCUGCAGCAUAAGAGCAUGACCACUGACUUUAAGUACCUCAAUGACAUCCCCAUCCUGACCAUAGAUGUGAGUGAAGACUUUAAAGUGACCAACACAAAGAGCGCCGACAUGAUCGAGAAGGUGAAGGAGUUCUUGAGCACGUUGUGAUGGAAGAAGAGUCAGAGUAUAAAUAAGGACAAAAGUCAGAAGCUUGACAUUUAUUUGUUAUCAAAUCAUUCAAAAUGGUUUAUCCUGUUGUAUUUUAACCUUUUUAUUGUUUUCUGAAAUCUGUUGUAUAUUUAUGAGUUGUGCAAAUGAAAAAGUGUUGAUUUGUAAAUGAACAAAUGACAAUAAACUUGAACUUUUCAUA